Molecule: messenger RNA, 1022 nt
Organism: Mus pahari (shrew mouse)
Lineage: Eukaryota; Metazoa; Chordata; Mammalia; Rodentia; Muridae
Product: early activation antigen CD69
Exons: 5
Coding region: 66-665 (199 amino acids)
Cellular component (GO): external side of plasma membrane
Source: RefSeq, a predicted model, not a curated record
UACAUCUCUCCGUGGACCACUUGAGACUCGCCAGGGACCUUGAGGGGAAAAAAAAAUUUAAAAGGAUGGAUUCUGAAGACUGUUCUAUAACGGAAAAUAGUUCUUCACAUCUGGAGAGAGGGCAAAAGGACCAUGGCACCAGUAUACAUUUUGAGAAGCAUCAUGAAGGAUCCAUUCAAGUUUCUAUCCCUUUGGCUGUGUUAAUAGUGGUCUUCAUCACUUCCUUAAUAAUAACUCUCGUUGCCUUAAAUGUGGGCAAGUACAAUUGCCCAGGCUUGUAUGAGAAGUUGGAAUCAUCUGACCACCAUGUUGCUACCUGCAAGAAUGAAUGGAUUUCAUACAAGAGGAAGUGUUACUUUUUCUCCACCACAACCAAGAGUUGGGCCUUGGCCCAACACUCUUGUUCUGAAGAUGGUGCUACUCUUGCUGUUAUUGAUUCAGAAAAGGACAUGACAUUUCUGAAGCGAUAUUCUGGUGAACUGGAACACUGGAUUGGGCUGAAAAAUGAAGCGAAUCAGACAUGGAAAUGGGCAAGCGGCAAAGAAUUUAACAGUUGGUUCAACUUGACAGGGUCUGGGAGGUGCGCAUCCGUGAACCACAAAGAUGUUGCCGCUGUGGACUGUGAGGCGAACUUACAUUGGGUCUGCAGCAAGCCCUUCAGAUGAUGAGGAAGCACAGAUGUAUAGAUGACUGUGCCAUAGCACCACGGGAAAGUUGUGUGACUGGAUACUGCUCUGUGGCUGAAUUUUCCACAAAGACUGCACAAACCAACUUUACGUCAUCCUGGAUCAACUCCAGAAAGGACUGUGGGACAUGAGGGCGAAGAUCCAGGAAGAUCCCUUGACCAGGAGCUGAAACUGUCACCAACUGACUAGUAAUCACAUCAAGGAUGAGAGGAUGGCUAUGGAGUCUCAUAAAUGCACUUUAUUUUUUUAAAAAACCUAGAAUGAAUAAAACUGACUAGCUUUAGAGUUACUAUUUAUUGCUAAAUGACUGCGACAGCCAGCGCCUUCAUGCAUUUG